This is a messenger RNA of Microplitis mediator, 1459 nucleotides long. RefSeq names its product microtubule-associated protein RP/EB family member 1 (gene Eb1). Gene Ontology annotation, molecular function: microtubule plus-end binding. Gene Ontology annotation, biological process: regulation of microtubule polymerization or depolymerization; protein localization to microtubule plus-end; spindle assembly. Gene Ontology annotation, cellular component: microtubule plus-end; spindle midzone; cytoplasmic microtubule. Bases 348 to 1190 code for a protein of 280 amino acids. NCBI's taxonomy places the organism in Eukaryota, Metazoa, Arthropoda, Insecta, Hymenoptera, Braconidae. The transcript has 8 exons. The record is from RefSeq and is a predicted model, not a curated record.
CGACAUAAUCUUGUGGCUCGUGAGUUAUCAUUUUGGACUUUUGAGAGUCGGUUGUUAAGGGAGCAAUUGGCCAAUCCGCAAAAACCGUUAACUUUAGUUAAUUUUUCUUCUCAUCAUCUUCGUCUACACACUAAUAUUAUAUACAUACUCAUAUAUACAUAUACUCUGUGUAUAUAUCGUGAGUCUACGGGUUUAAACGAAUUACGAACCAAGCACCAGCACCAGCGAUUCCGUUCCGUACCGGGUACAUUUGUCAUCUACGUGCGCGGUGAACCACUCCCGAUAUAAUAAUUUCUUUGUGGCAUUGAUAAGACAAAAGUUAACUAAAUAAAUAAAUAAAUAUAACCAUGGCGGUAAAUGUUUAUGCGACUAAUGUGACAACAGACAACCUCAGUAGACAUGAUAUGCUUGCAUGGGUCAACGAUUGUCUCCAAUCAUCAUUCACGAAAAUUGAAGAACUAUGUACGGGUGCAGUUUACUGUCAGUUCAUGGAUAUGCUUUUCCCCGGCUGUGUACCACUCAAACGAGUCAAAUUCCGCACAAACUUAGAGCACGAGUACAUACAGAAUUUCAAAAUUCUACAGGGAGCCUUUAAAAAAAUGAAUGUCGACAAGAUCGUACCUAUCGAUAGGCUGAUCAAAGGUCGUUUCCAAGACAACUUUGAGUUCUUGCAGUGGUUCAAGAAAUUCUUUGACGCAAACUACUCCGGAAACGAAGCUUAUGAUGCACUCGCGAUGCGGGGAGGUGAACCCAUGGGUAGCGGCGGAAGUAACGUACCACGGGGUUCAGGCAUGAUGAAACGGCCUUCACCACGCGAUCCACCUCCAUCUAAACCUAUUACGCGUACCGGUGAUAUUCCCGUAUCAACAAUUUCUUCAGCUGCAGUGAAGAACACAACAAAGCCUAUUAACAAAAUUCAACCCACUCGUCAACCAAUAAAACAAACCAUCAGCACUCGUGGAGAUAAUGGUAAAAUGGAUGAACUCACUUCUCAGGUUUCUGAGCUCAAAGUAACGAUUGAUGGGCUAGAGAAGGAACGAGAUUUUUACUUUGGUAAAUUGCGAGAUAUCGAAUUAAUGUGUCAAGAGACUGAAGAUGACCAGCCACCAAUCGUACAAAAAAUAUUGGAUGUUCUUUAUGCUACAGAGGAGAAUGGAAAUAGUCACGAAGACAUCGCAGAAAAUUAUUAAUCAUCCUUGUCAGUUAUCUUUCAUUUCGCAAAUUAAAGGAUGGUUUUGCACCACCAGAAGAAUUGGAAGGUGAUGGUCUUGCUCCAGAUGACGAGGAAUAUUAACCAAAUUUAAAUUAUCAUCAUCAUCAUCAAUUUAAUCAAUCAUUAAGACAGCAGUGAAUUUUAAUAGCGUUACCGCACGCUAUCAUUCGUGAGCCAGUAAAAAAAAAAAAGAAAAAAAUAUCUAUUACCUUUCACGCAUAAUUAAUAAUAAAUAUUAAUCUAUCA